Varanus komodoensis (Komodo dragon) is the source of this 1158-nucleotide messenger RNA. RefSeq names its product motor neuron and pancreas homeobox 1 (gene MNX1). Lineage: Eukaryota; Metazoa; Chordata; Lepidosauria; Squamata; Varanidae. Gene Ontology annotation, biological process: neuron projection morphogenesis; spinal cord motor neuron cell fate specification; central nervous system development. The transcript has 3 exons. The record is from RefSeq and is a predicted model, not a curated record. Gene Ontology annotation, molecular function: DNA-binding transcription factor activity, RNA polymerase II-specific; sequence-specific double-stranded DNA binding. The coding region runs from base 1 to 1158 and encodes 385 amino acids. Gene Ontology annotation, cellular component: nucleus.
AUGGAGAAAUCCAAGAAUUUCCGGAUCGACGCGCUGCUGGCCGUGGAUCCUCCCAAGGCAACGGCCUCGACGGCGCAGACGUCGCCCCUGGCCUUGGUCACCUCGCUCUCCGGCGCCCACAGCAGCUCCAGCAGCAGCUCCAGCUCCAGCUCCAGCUCCAGCUGCAGCCCGCCGUCCUCGGCGGAUCCGCACACGGGCGGCUCUUCGGAUUGCCUGCGGACUGACAGCCCGUCCCCGCCGCGCAUCCUGAGCGCGCACUGCGGGCUGGUGCCCAAGCCCGGCUUCCUGGCAGGCGGCGGCGGCGCAGGAGUAGGGGGGCACCCGCACCACCCGCACGCCCACCCGCACCCGCACUCGGCCCUGGGACUGCACCCCGCGGCGCAAGGCGGCGCCGGCCUCCACCCGCAGGCGGCCCUCUACGGGCACCCCAUGUACGGCUACCCGGCGGCGGCGGCCGCGCUGGCGUCGCAGCACCCGGCACUGUCCUACUCCUACUCGCAGGUCCAGCCUUCCCACCCCGCGGCCGAUCCCAUCAAACUCAGCGCGGGCACCUUCCAGCUCGACCAGUGGCUGCGGGCCUCCACCGCCGGCAUGAUCCUGCCCAAAAUGCCGGACUUCAACUCCCAGGCGCAGUCCAACUUACUGGGCAAGUGCCGGCGGCCGCGCACUGCCUUCACCAGCCAGCAGCUGCUGGAACUAGAGCAUCAGUUCAAGCUGAAUAAAUACCUGUCACGGCCCAAGCGCUUCGAAGUGGCCACAUCCCUCAUGCUCACGGAGACACAGGUGAAGAUUUGGUUCCAGAACCGGCGCAUGAAGUGGAAACGGAGCAAAAAGGCCAAGGAACAGGCUGCGCAGGAGGCCGAGAAGCAGAAGGGGGGGAGCGCUGGGGAGGACAAAGUUGGUGACGAGGUGCAGCUGCCAGCUGGUGGGCCAGAGAAGAGUGCCGGGGGACGCCGCUUGCCUGAGUGCAGGGACAGUGACCGAGAAGAGGAGGAGGAAGAGGAGGAGGAAGAGGAGGAGGAGGAGGAAGACCGUUCUGGACACUGCUGCCCCUGUGGCUCUCCUGACUGCUCUGAUGGAGAGGAGGAGGACAGGAGGCAGCCCCACGGCAGGCAUGGGGGAGCCCACCCACAGCUGCCCCCUGCUCCAGCUCCCUGA